UUCAGACCUGUGCACUAGGGGCAUCAAGGAUAAAAGGGGCAGGGGCUCAAGCCCUCUUUACCCCCCCCCCCAUCCUUCUCUGCACCUGCCUGUCACUUACCAUGAUAUUAUAUUUUUGCUACACUGCACAAAGACUGAUGAAUGUUUCAGAUCAUCAAACAUGUUUUAUUCUAGACAAAUAUAACCCGAAUAAAUACUGUAACGGAUAGUAGACUAAAGUAAAUUAAGAAUUUUCUAAAUUAAGUAUGAUGCAGAUUGUUUAUGGAUGUUUGUCAGUUUUGAUUAGCAUUUUUUUGUUGUUGUUUUGUUUUGUUUAAUGGUAUUUUCACUUUGUAAUGUUUUGGGGUUUUUGGUUGUACCUCUUGGGCUGCCGUAACUAAUGAGGGCAGGCCCUUUAAAGGCUGGUAGAAUCGUCGUGUCAAUCAAUGACUUGAACUGUCAAGCUGAGUAGCAUGAAGAAAUCAACACUUAGUGUUCCCCAGUGAAAGCAGCGAGCAGGUGCCGUCCAAAGGAACCAGAACACGGCAACCUGUUGUCCACCGGGCGUACUACCUCUGCGCUUAAACUGAGUUGUUGGUGGAAGUUGCCGGUCAGCAGAAAAGUUUCUCUGGACGGGACAGCAUGCGCUCCUUAGCGGGACUAACUGUCAUCGUGGCGACUGCAAGUGUCUACCUCUACCUGCUGUCGACGCACCUUCCCCCGGGACCGACGCAGCUCCAGCCGGGGUCUGAACCGGAGGGAGAGGCCGUACGAGAGUACAGGCUGACGUUUCCAUCAGACCUGGAGUCACUACAGGAACUGGCCAACACGCUCAAGUUUUACAAAACAGAGAACUACAGCUACGUUCUGCUACUGUUCUGUAGCGCCUACCUAUAUAAGCAGUCCUUCGCCAUACCUGGGUCCUCCUUCCUGAACAUGUUGGGGGGGGCUAUUUUCGGACCCUGGGUGGGUCUGAUGCUGACCUGCUUGCUCGCCACUUUCGGCUCCACGUUCUGCUUCCUGUUGUCCUCGGCGUUUGGGAAGCAGUAUGUGGUUCACUUCUUCCCAGAGAAAGUGGCUCUGCUGCAGAUGAAGGUGGAGGAGAAUCGUAGCAGCUUAUUCUUCUUCCUCCUCUUCCUUCGUUUUUUCCCCAUGACUCCUAACUGGUUCCUUAACAUCACCUGUCCUGUCCUCAACAUCCCUCUAUCCAUUUUCUUCUUCUCUGUAUUAAUAGGUUUAAUCCCGUACAACUUCAUCUGUGUGCGUACGGGCUCCGUCCUCUCACAAUUGUCCUCUUUAGACGACAUCUUCUCGUGGGGGACGCUGACUCAGCUGCUGGCCAUUGCGCUCAUGGCUCUGCUGCCCGGAGCGCUCAUCAAACGCUUUGGCACCGCUCACCUCAAGCUGGAUGGCGUCACCAGCAAUGGAACCGGCCGGGACAGGAAGAGCAGAUGACACUGAAUGUUAACGCUGCUCAGGUAGAGAUGAACACUUGUGACCUCUAGACCUCUUCAAGGUCACUCUGGAGACUCCAGACAUUCAGGGCGGUACUUGUUUUGAACUUCUAUUUUCAUCAGGUUGUGCUUAGUCUUUAUUAACAUGAACUUAUUGUCUUAAAACACCUUAGAAGUUACUGUGGUGAAAAUCCUCCUCUUGAAUGGAUGGAAUGUCACAUUUGGCAAGAAAUUGUAAUUAUUUUGCACAGAGUUGAUUAAGUGUCACCUUCGAGAUUAACAAAUCUUUCUGUUCCUGUUAAAGAUCUGAUGCAUGCACCGCAAAAACACUAAAUAUUACAAAGUAUUUUUGUCUAGUAACUUAAUAAAUUUAAAAUCAGACAUACAGACUCACAAGUAAGUUCUGAUAAUUCAUCAAUAUUAAUAAAAACAAUGGAUUAAUUCCACUGGCAGAUUAUUUCUUGUUAAAAGUGGAGAAAUCUGCCAGGGGAGCACUACUUUAUUUAUUUAUAUAUAUAUAUCUAUACACUGCUCAAAAAAAUAAAGGGAACACUUAAACAACACAA
Messenger RNA from Xiphophorus maculatus (southern platyfish), 1999 nucleotides. Its product is annotated as transmembrane protein 41A-A-like. NCBI's taxonomy places the organism in Eukaryota, Metazoa, Chordata, Actinopteri, Cyprinodontiformes, Poeciliidae. The transcript is spliced from 6 exons. The record is from RefSeq and is a predicted model, not a curated record. Bases 622 to 1434 code for a protein of 270 amino acids.